AUGGAUACCCGCCAGGUCAUCGAUGAAUCGACAGGUCCUGUGUCUCUGUCGGCUGCCUUCAACAGCGACACCAGCUGUUUUUCUGUCGGGCUGGACACGGGUUUCUGUGUCUUCAACGCGGAUCCAUGUGAAUUAAAGGUAUCUCGAGAUUUCAAUGCUGGAAUCGGUAUCGCAGAAAUGCUAGGGCAAUCCAACUACCUGGCAAUCGUCGGUGGUGGCAAGCAACCAAAACUGCCACAGAAUAAAAUGGUUAUCUGGGACGAUGUCAAACAAAAAGCCGUCAUCACGCUCGAAUUCCGCACCUCGGUCCUCCGUGUACGAUUGUCAAAGUCACGCAUCGUUGUAGCACUUCUCAACAGCGUCCAUGUCUUUGCCUUUUCUACACCUCCCCAAAAAGUCUCGGUUUUUGAAACAUCAGACAAUCCUCUGGGCUUAGUAUGUCUUGGGAACAAGCUUCUAGCCUUUCCCGGUCGCUCUCCUGGCCAAGUUCAACUGGUGGAGCUGGAAACCGGAAACGUUAGCAUUAUACCAGCACACAGUUCUGCACUUAGGGCCAUGGUAUUGAGUCCAGACGGUCAAGUUCUAGCUACAGCAAGUGAAACAGGAACCCUGGCACGGGUCUACUCUACAAGGAAUUGCGCCAAAAUCGCCGAAUUACGACGAGGCGUCGAUCAUGCUACCAUAUAUUCGCUUGCCAUUUCGCCUUCAAGCACUCUUUUAGCUGUAACAUCAGAUAAGUCGACUCUCCAUGUUUUUGACCUUCCACAGCCACAAACGCUAGCUCGUCGAAGUCAGUCUCCAUCUUCACCCUCAGAAGAAGGAAUAAACCAGAAAUGGGGAUUUCUGGGCAAGAUUCCUCUGCUUCCACGGGUAUUCUCUGAUAUAUAUUCAUUUGCAAAUGCUCAUUUUGAAAUCGGCGAUGAGUUCCCUACCGGAGCACCAUACAUCCCCCCACUAGGAUCAUCCGUCGGACAGCCAUCCAAAGGCGUUCUUGGCUGGACAAACGACCAAACGAUCCUGGUGGUUGGCGCAGGCCGAGAUGGUCGCUGGGAGAAGUUCAUUAUUCAUGAAGGAGAAGACGGAAAACGUUUUUGCAUUAGAGGAGGCUGGAAGCGGUAUUUGGGAGGCGGAUGA
Messenger RNA from Talaromyces rugulosus, 1134 nucleotides. RefSeq lists its product as uncharacterized. The transcript has 5 exons. Gene Ontology annotation, cellular component: phagophore assembly site membrane; extrinsic component of membrane; cytosol. Gene Ontology annotation, molecular function: phosphatidylinositol-3,5-bisphosphate binding; phosphatidylinositol-3-phosphate binding; protein binding. Lineage: Eukaryota; Fungi; Ascomycota; Eurotiomycetes; Eurotiales; Trichocomaceae. The record is from RefSeq and is a predicted model, not a curated record. Gene Ontology annotation, biological process: protein lipidation; autophagy of mitochondrion; nucleophagy. The coding region runs from base 1 to 1134 and encodes 377 amino acids.